AUGGAUCAUAUGAAAAUCCCACUAGAAGCUAUAAAGUCAGCAACUUAUAACUUUCACGAUGAUUAUAAAAUUGGAAUUGGUGGAUUUGGGAAAGUUUACAAAGCAAAACUCUUCCAUUUCGAUUUUAGAAAAUAUGUUAAACAGGGUGGAUAUAAGACAGUUUCUACGGUGGAACUCUCAAGCUACCAAAGAACACAAAGCACUGUUGCUAUUAAGCGGUUAGAUAGGAGUUCAGGGCAAGGAACUGGGGAAUUCUUGCAAGAAAUCUCUGUGCUCCCUUACUUUACACACAAAAACCUUGUCACACUUGUUGGAUUUUGUGAUGAAGAUCAUGAGCGUAUUCUCGUGUAUGAGUAUGCCUCAAAUGGAAGCCUCGAUUGUCAUAUUGAAAAUAAUGAUAUUCAUACAUGGAAAACACGUCUUCAGAUUUGCCUCGAUGCUGCCUAUGGGCUCGACUUUCUCCAUAAUGGUGUUGGAGAACAUCAUAGGAUAAUACAUCGAGAUAUAAAAAGCUCCAACAUUCUACUUGGGCGAAAUUACAUAGGCAUGAUUAGUGACUUUGGGUUGUCAAGAAUUGGCCCCGCAAAUCUGCAAGCCACCUUUCUCAUGACUCAAGCUGUUGGGACACUCGCAUAUGUUGAUCCACAAUAUGCCAAGACAGGUAAGCUGACAAAGGAGUCUGAUGUUUAUUCGUUUGGAGUGGUUUUAUUCGAAGCACUGAGUGGAAGGCUGGCACGUUUCCAAUUGUCCAAAGAUGACCCAGAAUUUCUACCUCAUAUGGCUAAACGCUGCUUCCAGCAGAAAAAAGUGAACGAGAUUAUCGAUUCAAAGUUCAAGAAAGAAUUUGAGAAAGCCGGCUCUCCAGUUCUGGAUGAUGAAACCUGCCCAGCUUCCCUAAUGAUAUUUGCAGAAAUUGCAUGUAAAUGCUGCAACAAAAAACGAGAGGACCGUCCCACAAUGGCUGAUGUCGUGAAAGAACUUGAAAGAGCAUUCAAGUCCCAUGUUAAGGGGGUGGAAUCCCUUAGAACGACACUCGAUGAUGUUAUGUCUGCUACAAACAACUUCCGUGAUAAAAAAGAGCAAGGACCAUUGGGCGAGGUGUAUUCUGGGACACUUUCUCACUUGAGUGGACAUAACACGGUUACCAUAAAGCGGCUCUGUCAUUCAGUGGAUUCAUAUGGAGAAGAAUUGUGUAAGGAGAUUGCACAGCUUUAUAGUUAUAGCCAUGAGAAUGUUGUUCCUGUUAUAGGAUUUUGUGAAGAAAAGGGUGAGAGGAUCGUUGUUUUUGAGCACAUGGUUAAAGGAAGUGUAAAACAGCAUCUAACCAACAGUAGUCUAACAUGGAAACAAAGGCUCAAGAUAUGUGUUGAUGCUGCACAUGGGUUAGCUUACAUUCAUAGUCAUACUGAAACCGAUCAACAGUUGAUUCAUGGUGACAUGAAAAGCAGUAGCAUUCUUCUUAGGGACGAUUGGAAAGCUGCAAUUUCUGAUUUCAUCAUAUUCCGAGGUGCAGGCACUUUAGGUUAUCUUGAUCCACUCUAUCUGACCACAGGCUCCAUGACACAAAAAUCGGAUGUGUAUUCUUUUGGGGUUAUUUUAUUUGAGAUCUUAUCAGGAAGAUCAGCAGUUGAAAGGAUCAAAAUUGAUCAGAAACAACAGCUUCGUGAACUCCCAAAUGAUGAAGCUCAACUGAAAAGUGCAAGACUGACAGUUGAAGACGAGCGAGUGGUGUUUCUUGCACAGUUGGCAGCAAAAAGCUUCAAAACCCAAAAAAUACAAGAUAUUAUCUUUCAUGCUAUAAAACAACAAAUUGAACCACAAUCCUUGGUGAUAUUUUCAACCAUUGCCUAUCAAUGCUUGAUGGAACAACAUGAGGAUCGACCAACAAUGGCUAAGGUUGUAGAGGAACUUGAAAAAGCCUUCAAUUGCCAGGAUGAGUGGGAAUGGGAGCAAAAUCUGCCAACAGAUUAUAAGAAAAUAAUCCAAAUGUCAAAAUAUACGGUGCCCUCCACUAUCUCAAAGAAGGAUCUCCAUUCCCUAUUUUCUUCAGGAAUCCUCCUUAACAACGAAAAAUGGUUUUCAAUAAGCAUGGAUGGAUCAAGAAAUGAAAUGAUACCGGCCAAAAGAUUUUCAUACAAUGAUGUUUCUUCUCUGAAGUGGAGAUCCAUUCAAAAAUCAAGAUUUCCAAAGGUCGCAAAGAUCUUGGACAUCUCAAAUCUUAAUAUUGGAGUUCAGAUAAAUGCUGAGUUCUUAACUCCAGAGACGAUGUAUGGAGCUUACCUAGUUUUCAAGUUUUAUGAUCGAAGAAAGGUUUCCAACAGGCCGAUAUACAUAAACCUUAAAUAUAAAAAGAGUGAUCACAGAAGUACUGAUUUUGAAUUUCUACUAGAAAGCUUUUCAAAGUAUUAUUGUGGCAUAGGGGGAAUAUUUGUUGAAGGCAUAGAGUUUAACGCCAUUCCAAUGGUGGACUUAGAAAAAAAUAAAAAAUUGAAGGAUGGAACAAACAUGGGAGGAGUCUUGAAAACAAAGUUGGAGAUGGACUCAGCAGAACAAAUGAUAGCCGAUAAUGAAGAAAUUAUUAAGAGGUCUGGAAACAAUGUCCAAAAUGCCUCCAAUGUAGAGCUGUGCUUACUUCUUUUCAAAGGAGUUCUAAUUGACAAUGGUGAAAAGUUAUUCUCCCUAAGUGAAGUCAACGGGAAGAGAUGUCAUAUGCUACCUGCAAAAGCAAUUAUAUACAACUCUUCAAGUAUAAAGUUGUGCAACCCUCCAACCGAAUCCAGGUGCAGAUUUGAAGAGGUUGUUGAGAUUCUAUCUCACCAGGAUUUUCGUAUCAAAUGUGACAUUGAGACCAAAAUGCUCUCAGCAGAUACAACCUAUGCUUGUUUCCUUGUGUUCAAACUUUCAAAAAAAUGUCGUGGGCUCAAGUGCCCAGUGAAAGCACGUGAUCUAGUACCUCAUAGAAAGGAAAGAACCAAAAUCAUUUCUUUCAGGUACCCAAACACAGUGAAUUUAGACAAAAUCAAAUGGAUUCCAGAACAGAGAGAAGAUGGAUGGAUGGAGGUUAUAGUGUGGGAAAACAUCUUUGAUGACACGCAUAGUGAUGAGUUUGUUCCUAUGGAUUUGAAACUGACAUGUUAUGAAGGAAAUAUGUCUGGUCUUAUUGUGUAUGGCAUUGAGUUCCGUCCUAUAGCAUAAGUGUAUAUUAAGUAACAUUUAAACAUGUUGUUCUAAGUGUAUAGUAACUGUUAUUACAUCUUUUGUACUUUUAUAUAUAUUAACUUAAAGGCUCAAUAGAAGAUAUAUCCC
Messenger RNA from Lactuca saligna, 3306 nucleotides. Lineage: Eukaryota; Viridiplantae; Streptophyta; Magnoliopsida; Asterales; Asteraceae. The record is from the annotation of a GenBank genome assembly.